This is a messenger RNA of Trichophyton benhamiae CBS 112371, 897 nucleotides long. RefSeq lists its product as uncharacterized. The record is from RefSeq and is a predicted model, not a curated record. The transcript is spliced from 2 exons. Bases 1 to 897 code for a protein of 298 amino acids. Lineage: Eukaryota; Fungi; Ascomycota; Eurotiomycetes; Onygenales; Arthrodermataceae.
AUGUUGGGUUCGAUCUUCUCUCGUGCAAGGGAGGCCCUUGUAGUGCCUGAGAGAAGGGAUGGCGGCUCUACGGACAGAUACUUAUUCCCUACGGUUGACCCCAAAGUGGACGGAGACGGAUGUGACCACGACUGCGCCAGCUGCACCAUUCGAUACCCGUCAAGAUUCAAGGUAGACGAAGACAGGAAGCUCUACGGGACGGUCAAGCCAGUCACGAACCAUGUCCUUGUUGCUACGGGCAAGUCGGACUGGGUAUCAAAGGUAGAGAAUGAAAAGGGGUCUCUGAUGGAAGCCCUCAGCGAUUCACCUCAGCCCAAGGGAGAGAGAACCGUGGUUCUGGCAUCCAAUAUACCAGUUGAUCCGAUGAACGAUGAUGCAUCUUCAACGGUUCUCCUCCUGCCAGCAUUCACCUACGUGGACCACAUAUCAACGGCAGAUAUACCGGAGCUUAACGCUCGUUUCAUCAGCAAGGACGGCUCAGACCAAGGUCAAGUACCCAGCGUCAAGAGUAGUUUGCAGUCUCGCCCUUGUCCACGAGAUUAUGUUGUCUUGCUAUGCUCCCACAAGACCCGCGAUGCCCGGUGUGGUAUAUCAGCGCCGUUGAUCAAGAAAGAACUCGAACGACACCUCCGUCCUCUCGGCCUACUGCGAGACGACGAUGAUGAGCGGCCCGGCGGCGUUGGUAUCUUCUUUGUCUCGCAUGUGGGUGGUCAUAAAUUUGCAGCCAACAUGCUGAUAUAUAGAAAGGAAGAUGAGCAGAUGAUAUGGCUGGCGAGGAUACGGCCAGAGCAUUGCGAGGGUGUCGUCAAACACACAAUAAUCAAUGGCAAAGUGAUUCAUCCAGAGACUCAACUUAGAGGUGGAUUUGACAGAAAGAAGGGGUUGACCAGCUGGUGA